AUGCGAGCUUCGCCGCCGCAGGUGGGAGCCGACCCCGGCACGGCGCGGGGACGCGGUGGCCUUUUCCCCGCGGCACCCACGGGACUUUUCUCUCGCUCCCUCCCCGCAGGUUCACCCAGCCUCUACCAACCGCCCGGGCAGGAGAAGGAGGUGCUGGCAGCACCGCCGGCAGGGCUGCAGAUGGCUCCUUGCGGCUGCUUCUUCGACCCCCGCAUCUACCACAUCGAAUGGGCCACCACCAGCUUCCUCCAGCCGCCCGUCUAUAAGCUCGGCGGCGGCGCGGCUCCGCCGGGCACCUUCCUCCUCGACGCCCAGCGCUACCUCCACGCCGCUGGCCCGCCGGACCCGUUCGCCCCUUACCAGCAGCUCCCCGGCCCUCCCCGCUACGCGGCACCCUACGCGCUGCCGGAGGACGGGGUGGCCCCGGCGGUGGCGUUCCCGGGGGACAACGCCGGUGGCCGUCACGCCGCCCCGCUGCUGCUGGCGCUGCCGGCGCCGGGCUUGGCCGAGCCGCCGCUCCACGGCUACAGCCACGUCGAAGGGCGCCUCAAACCCGUGGGCGACCCGGCGGCGGGGCUGCCGGCGGCCCCGGCGCCCGCCGAGGUUCCCCGGGCACCGCGACCCCGGGCGCAGAGCGCCGACGGCAGCCCGGAGCCGGCGGGUUGCAGCCCGCCGAGCCGGCAGCCCGCCGACCUCCCCGAGCAGGUGCUGCUGGAGGACGCCAUGAAGCUCUUCGACUGCUCGCUGGCGGCGGAGCUGAGCCCCGAGGAGCUGAGCGGCAUCCUGACGCGCGGCGGGCGCCCGGACGCCGACGGCUUCUUCCUCCGCGAGGACGCGGCCCGCGACAUCGGCUCGCUCUGGCUGCCCGAGGAGCUGCUCUCCUCCGACUACAGCGUGCCGGAGACCCUCAACACCGUCCUCAGCAUGGACUGCUUCUACGCCGUCAAGGUGGCCCCCGAGGAGCCGGGCUGGGACGCGGUGCCGGAGCAGCGGCCGCCCCCGGACGGCACGGUCCAGCCCGACGGCGGGCGAGAAAGGCAGCAGCAAACGGAGGGAAACGGCUGGUCGCCGAAAAUAGACACCGCCCGCAGCAGCAGGCCGGGAAAGCAGGAUUAG
Molecule: messenger RNA, 1116 nt
Organism: Dromaius novaehollandiae (emu)
Lineage: Eukaryota; Metazoa; Chordata; Aves; Casuariiformes; Dromaiidae
Gene: PRR22
Product: proline rich 22
Exons: 3
Coding region: 1-1116 (371 amino acids)
Source: RefSeq, a predicted model, not a curated record